ACUGAACACGUCGUUGCCGGUCGCCCGUCAGACUUGGCUGUCCGGCUGACCCUUCGUGACGCCAUCGCACGGCAUGGAGCGAGCAAUCGAUGCGCAAUUCGAGCGCGCAGUCGAUAUGAUACAGAGUCUGCCCAAGAGCGGGCCGAUCCAGACAAGUUACGAGGACAAGUUGCUCUUGUAUAGUCUGUACAAGCAAGCCACGGAGGGACCACCCAGCACAGCGCGACCGGGCAUGUUGGACAUGCUGGGACGAGCAAAGUGGGACGCAUGGAAGCGUAGAGCUCACCUGACGCCAGUACAAGCAAAGGCAGCCUAUAUCGAUGCACUGCGAAGCAUCCUUAGAACCUUCUCAGACAGGCCGACGGCCCUUACACUCAUCAAGGACUUGGAUAGUCACGGUCCUCGCGAGACUCGCAAUCCCGCUGCCGCGCCUGAUAGUUUAACGUCACAGUCGGCCAUGUCGACGUCGUCAUCUACAGAGGAGGAGCGUCUCCCGCGAGCUACGCGAGAAUCGACGUCCCGGAGAGCUCAUGCUCUCCCAGGCGGCACGCCCCUGACAGCAAGCAGCCUGCGCGCAGUCGAUCAGCAGCAGCGUGCGGUCGGGCAGCGACGUCCGCAAGCUAGACAGAACUCGCAGGACUCGACAGACGAUGCGUCUACAGACGAUGGGAGCUUCACCGAUGAAGCACACGAUCAGCAAGGGGGUGCGGCCGGCUUUGAUGGCUCAGCUGCUGCAAGUCAAUCUCAUCAUCGACAACCGAGACCCUUAGCAGCGUCCCAGACACUCAUGCAUCCUCCAGCUCCUCCGCGCACAAACAGUGUAUAUAGCUCAGCUGUCGCAGGUCCCGUCAGAUCGCAGCCGCCGACUCCCGGUCAGUACUACGCUCAGCAAGGGAGACCAGGUUCAGUAUAUGCAACGCAAGCGCACCCAGGAUACCCUCAUCGACCGAUGAUGAGCCCCAACUACUUAGCCGGACAGUCUCACUAUGUACAGAGACCGCCCUCGAGGCCGCACUCGCUCGCGCCAGGCUCUUACAUUGGCGGCGCGAGACCUGUCUCGCCACAAGCUGCUCUAACUGCCAGGGCGCAAGCCGGAUCAUCUAGACCUGCACUCGACAGGGCUCUGGACAACAUACAGGUCUCGCUUGCUGCCCUGCAUGAGCGUUUGCAGGCGCUAGAAAGCUCGCGACCAGCUGCAUCGCCGCGAGCGAAUUCCUCGCCGCUCGUCGUAUUCUUGCGUGGCAUACUGGCUCGACUGCUGGUUCAACUGCGGUUGCGUGACGCUGCAUCAGUCCCGUCGUUCAGUAGAAUCAACUUGCGGGCUCUUGCAGUCGCUCUCUUUUCGUCACUGCUACAGCUGUCCCGCAGAUUCAUGACAGAUUUCGCGAUCCUCGUCUUCCUCGCAAGCGGCUUAACGACUCUGCGCAAGAACGACGGCAAUCUUCGUGUAGUCGUUCAAAAUUGGGGUCGAUUGCUGCUCUACGCGGGUACGCUGGGCAGCGCAGGUGCGACAAUACAGCAAUAGCAACACUUUGCAUGUCAACAACAUCACUCAUUGCAUUCU
Mixia osmundae IAM 14324 is the source of this 1564-nucleotide messenger RNA. RefSeq lists its product as uncharacterized. The record is from RefSeq and is a predicted model, not a curated record. Gene Ontology annotation, molecular function: fatty-acyl-CoA binding. Bases 74 to 1525 code for a protein of 483 amino acids. NCBI's taxonomy places the organism in Eukaryota, Fungi, Basidiomycota, Mixiomycetes, Mixiales, Mixiaceae. The transcript is spliced from 8 exons. Gene Ontology annotation, biological process: fatty acid metabolic process.